Penaeus monodon (black tiger shrimp) is the source of this 2343-nucleotide messenger RNA. Its product is annotated as serine protease inhibitor dipetalogastin-like. NCBI's taxonomy places the organism in Eukaryota, Metazoa, Arthropoda, Malacostraca, Decapoda, Penaeidae. The transcript is spliced from 10 exons. The record is from RefSeq and is a predicted model, not a curated record. Gene Ontology annotation, molecular function: protein binding. Gene Ontology annotation, biological process: cell differentiation; multicellular organism development. Bases 132 to 1271 code for a protein of 379 amino acids.
CACGCUGUGUGAAGGUCUCGGGGCGUGGUGAUCGCAUUUACGUGGAAUUCCCCAAAUAACAUAGAUUAGCAACGGAUUCUGUGUUGAUUUCGCUGUUGGUAGGAAUAGCAAUGGUAUUUUAGGCAAUAAAGAUGACACAGCCAUACCUUCUCGCCCUUGCUGCUUGCACGGUGUCCAUCCUCUCGACGCCAGCAUGGGCUAUCCUCCUGGGCCGGACGCUGAGUGGAGCCUGUGCGAAGACCUGCGACUAUGAAUACGAACCUCUGUGUGCUAACAACGGCUUCACGUACCCCAACUUCUGCCUUUAUUCCGUCGAGGCUUGCAAGAAUACCUCCCUCGCCAUCGUCAGGAACCGACCUUGUACCCUACCAGACCCCUGCCUGUACGUAUGCCCGAGGGAUAGUGACCCUGUCUGUGGGAAUAACGGCCUUACGUACCCCAACCCUUGCGUCCUGAUGUUCAAUGCCUGCUUCUAUGCGAAUCAGGGCAUCAGAUCGCGGCAUAAGGGAGCGUGUGUCGUGGACCAGAACCGCCGCAUCCGCCCUCCGUGUCCGAAAUUCUGCACGCGCAUCUACGAGCCCGUGUGUGGGAGUGACGGAAGGACGUAUGCGAACGCCUGUCGUCUGGAGUCCGUGACCUGCCGCGACCCGUUCAUUGUGAAGGAGAAAGAUGGCGUGUGUGACCAGGAAGUCCCCCCACCCCCCACCCCCCCACGAUGCCCUGUCGGAUGCACCCGCGAGUACCUCCCCGUCUGCGCGAGCGACGGCGAGACAUACAAUAACAUGUGUCUCCUCAACAUGACGGCUUGUAGGGACCCGAACGUGUUCGUUGUGUCGGCAGGACCUUGUGAAAACCCCGAAGAAGGCCAGACUAUCCCCAGAUCUCCCCAAUGUCCCCAAGGAUGCACUCGCGAGUACCUCCCUGUCUGCGCGAGUGACGGGAGGACGUAUAAUAACAUGUGUCUCUUCGAUAUGGCAGCCUGCAAAGACCCGUCGUUGAAAGUCGUAUUCGAGGGACGCUGUGACGGAGGGGCAUUGUUUGACCUCUUUCCCCUGACGAGAGUAAGAAAACAUAGUCGCUUGCCUCAUAAACCCGGGACAUCGGAGCUAUGGUGGUUUCGGGAGAUUUUGUCCUUGAGAAAUGUAAACAACAGCACGCAUUCACCGCUGAUGAAGAAUCGGACACAUGCAACGAAAUCUGCCCCUUUGACUUCGCCCCCGUGUGUGGAAAUGACGGAAUCACUUACACCAAUGAGUGCACGCUCCAGUUAGCCAUAUGUAGGGACCCUUCUAUCAAACCUGCUUUCCUCGGACCCUGCUAAAGAGAAGUAAAAAGGCCAACUGAAAUUUGUAUAGAAUAUCCAAGGCAGUUAUUACUUCGUCAUCGUCAUCGCCACGAACUGGUUUCACACGAGAGGAAAAUCAUUUGAAUAAUUCAUAGAGAUCGAAGGAAGAAAUUAAAUGGUAAAGAUAGAUUAAUUAAUUCGUGGGUCACAGUCGGUGAAAUUCGAAUGUAAUUAUUUGUUAUAUUUUGUCCUGUUUCGUUGUAUUUUUUUAGACAAAAGUUUUUUUUUUCGGUUUUCCUUAUAUCUUUGUAAGGUAAAAAGAAUAUGUAAGUUGAAAUUUAGUGAGAAAAAAAUCAGUUUAAAGAUCAAACUCAAAUAUUUAUAAUCAUGAAAAAAAUAUCUGUUAAAUAUCACACUCAAAAAAUUAUUUAUAUCACAUAUUUCGUUGUCUGUAAUAUGAGCAAAGGUUAUAAUAUUCAAUAUUAAAAAAAUAAAAAAAUGAAAAAGACAUUGAUCAGAAUUCAUCUUAAUGAUUUAAUUAAUGUUAUAAUUAGUAUUUCUUUCGUUUCAAGUACAGACAAAUGUAUCCAAUUAAGUCUUUCAAUAUAACACUAAAAAUAAAGGAUAUGUAAUUUCUUUACCGAUUUACAGCAUUUUAUAAGGUAACUAAAACAUAUGUAAACGUAGGUGUCUAUAGCUUUCAUAAUGUUCACAAUAGAACGGACAAAGUUAAUGUUUGUACACGAAACAUUCAAAAUCUGAUCGAAAUAUAACGAAUUGUAUGAGUGAAGUUAAUAACGAUUUUCUGAAAGUUAUGGGUAAAUUUUGGAAAUGACACCCAACACCGGGUGAAAAGUUUUUUUUGUCUUUUUUCUGAAAGUUUUUUUUAUUUUUCUGAAAGAAUCUAGGACUCAUAUCUUUUGCAAAUGAAGUAUACCCGCGAUACCCGCCCCGUUAUCUGGCGAGAGCAUGAUCAGUAGCAGGGAAAUUGUCAAACUUUUCCCAAAUCUAUUUAUUGCGAAACACAUUCGUAGUAAACAGUGGGACUACAAAAAAAA